Colletotrichum fioriniae is the source of this 510-nucleotide messenger RNA. The record is from RefSeq and is a predicted model, not a curated record. Lineage: Eukaryota; Fungi; Ascomycota; Sordariomycetes; Glomerellales; Glomerellaceae.
AUGGCUGCUCUUCCUCACACCGACGACCUUCGGAAGCUUUUCAGCAAACUCAUCGAUGGCUCUCACAUUCUCCACUUCCAUCAAGUCGUUGAUGCCUACGGUCACUUGUCUUUCCGCUACCCUCUAGACCCCGAUAUCUUUGUAAUGUCUCGAAACGUUGCCCCAGCUCAGGUUUCAGACAUCGGGGAUCUUGUCGCCUACAGGGUUGGUGAUGCCGAGCCACUCGAAGCGGAGUCACCUCCGGGCUUUGCGGAGCGGCGAAUCCACUCAGAGAUUUACAAGCGGCACCCGAAGGUCAACGCGGUGGUCCACAGCCACUCCGAGGCCGUGGUCCCCUACACGAUAUCCAGUGUUCCGCUCAAAGCUGUUAGCCACAUGUGCGGGUUUCUAGGUGCCAACGGUUUGCCGGUAUUCGAUACUGCGGACCACAUGGAGGACGGCGACGUCCAUGACCUACUUGUGCGCAUGGUCAUUAAUGCGACCAUGGAACUUGUGGCUUCAGGAGAUUGA